AUGUAAAUUUAAAAAAGAAUGAUACUUAAGACAGAUUCUGAUUUCUAAAUAAUCAAAUCAUAACAAUCACAUAUAUCAAGUUCUAAACCAAUUAAAUUGCCUCUUAUUUAAUUAUCCCCUGCUCCAUAAAAGAAAAAUAAUCUAUCAUUGCAUAAACAUCUAAAUAAAGCACCUCCAGAUGAAGCAUCUUUAUAAAGCUUAUAAACCUUUAGAGGACGAAGUGUCACUUUAAACAGAAAAAAUCUAUCACAAUUAAUUGUAUUGCAUAAAAUUAUUCAAGUAACCCAUCCCAUUGUAAGCAUUAUCAAAAUAACUUUUUGUACAUUAAUAAAAAUUUUAAGAUUCGUUCUAAAAAACAUAAUAAGAAAUAUAAUAUAGUAGACAGAAAUAAAUUUAUACAGAAAAAAAUUACAUAGAUAACAAUUAAAAAAAAAUACAUGAAGCUUUAUAUUCAUUUAAUGAACACAAACCAUAAUUAAAAGUUGAAUAAUCAUUUUCAAAAAAAUAUAAUCUCUAGCAAGAGUAAUCUUAUAAGAAAUAAUCAUUUUAAUGCUAUUAAAAAAUAAUCCCAAAAUAUCAUACAGAAUAUACUAAACAACUGCUUAUGUAAUUUCCUAAAUUGUUAGAAAUUAGCAAUCACCAAUAUUAAGAUUAAUAAUAAAAAUGCUAAACUGAUUAUGAAAGAGUCUUAAAUAUGAGUGGUAAGAAUGUUAUUUAAUGAUGAUAGAAAUAUAAGAAAUGAACGAAGAUGGCCUAUCUUCAAUUGCCUAAAGUACAUUUUAUAAUAAAGUCUGUUGA
This is a messenger RNA of Paramecium sonneborni, 798 nucleotides long. Lineage: Eukaryota; Ciliophora; Oligohymenophorea; Peniculida; Parameciidae. The record is from the annotation of a GenBank genome assembly.